Molecule: messenger RNA, 261 nt
Organism: Trypanosoma brucei brucei TREU927
Lineage: Eukaryota; Euglenozoa; Kinetoplastea; Trypanosomatida; Trypanosomatidae
Exons: 1
Coding region: 1-261 (86 amino acids)
Source: RefSeq, a predicted model, not a curated record
AUGUUUGCAAUUGAGCUCGGCUCCCUUCCGUUUCCAUCCUUACUUAAAUUUAUCAGUAUUGUUAUUAUUAUGUUGUCAUUAUUAUCAUUACUUUUUCCUUUGCUCUUUUUUUUUCGUUUUUUCUUUACUUCCUUUUCUCCUCUCCCUCACACAAAUGAUUUUCUUUCUGCGUUUCAACUCCUACCAUUUGCGAAGGAGUUGGCGCUGGAUUCCGUUGCAUUGAGGAGUGAAAGAAUACGGGGGGAAAAAAGGAGAGGUUGA